This is a messenger RNA of Dimorphilus gyrociliatus, 1761 nucleotides long. The record is from the annotation of a GenBank genome assembly. NCBI's taxonomy places the organism in Eukaryota, Metazoa, Annelida, Polychaeta, Dinophilidae.
AGUCUAUCUUAAUGCCAGCUUCCUGUCUUCCUUUACAGUAUUACCCUCGUGCAUUACAAUACGUGGAGUGACAAAAUUCAACUACUGCCUUCUAGGCUCUGUUGUUACAAGCUGCGCCUAAUUGAUUAAUUAUUCGUUUUAGUAUUCGAAAUGGGCUCCGAAACGAACUCAGUAAUUCUAGUGUGUGGAGACGUUAAAGGAAAAUUUAACGCUCUCUAUAAUAAAGCGAAAUCUACGGUUGAAAAAUUUAAAAAUGUCAAGGCAUUGUUUUGUAUAGGCGAAUUUUUUGGUGAGAAUAAUGAGGAAUGGGACCCUUUUCGUAAAGGAGAAAAGAGAUUUCCAUGUUCUAUCUACGUUACUGGACCAUGUUCACCAGAAACUGCAGCCCAUUUCGACAAGAUAGAUGUAAAAGGUGGUGGUAAUUUGGCUGAAAAUGUUUUCUUCUUAGGUCGCCGAGGUGUUCUUUCAUUGAGUGGUGGAUUGAGAGUCAUGUAUUUGUCCGGACUACAAUCAAAAGACGAUACUGACCAAACUUGGACUUUCGCCAGAAGGGAUUAUAACUACCUAUCCGAGCUCAAGCAAUGUGACGUUUUGUUAACGUCCCAAUGGCCUUAUGAUGUGUACAAGAAAGCAGAUAAAAAGCCUAAUCUUAGUGAUGAUGUAAUAAAAGGGCAUUGUAAAACUAUAUCUGUCCUUGCCCAGAUCAAUCAACCUCGCUAUCAUUUCUCUGCUCUUCAUGACACUUUUUACCAACCACCUCCUUACAGGAAUUCAAAAGGAAAUGUGACAAGAUUCAUUAGCCUGGCCAAUGUUGGGAAAAAGUCUGAAAAGUGGAUGUACGCUGUGUCACUAACUCCUGUUUGGAGAUUGAGCAAAGAAGAAUUUCGUAAAGAACCAGCGGGAACUACAGAAACACCUUAUACUGGCCCUGAAAUGACUAAGUUUGCAGCUGCUCUUGGCUAUAGAGAGCCUCCAAAACGGGCACUGCAGAAGGCCGAUGAUUCGAGGCAGUAUUUCUAUGAUACUCCAAGUCAGCCAACUAAAACCAAAAGGAAACACUCAGAAAUAUCUAAAGAGCCUGAUAAUGAAGUCAUACCAAAAAUGCCUUAUAAGCUAUCUGGAGGAGAUUGUUGGUUUUGUUUAUCAAGUCCAAACGUCGAAAAACAUUUGAUUUAUAACAUUGGAACGAAUGCUUAUGCAGCAUUAGCAAAAGGUCCCUUAAUUGCCUUCCAUUCUCUUAUUCUUCCUGUCGAGCACCUGUCUUCAUCUUUGAGCCUUGAUGAGGACACAUUCACCGAAAUUGAAGGAUAUAAGGUGAAGAUAAGAGCCAUGUUUGAUUCUAUGAACUUUUCGGUUGUAUUUUUUGAAAGAAAUUAUAGAACGCCCCACAUGCAACUUCAGGUAUUUCCCAUUCCAAAAAAUGUUGGACCGAACUUUGCUAAUACUCUGAAGAAACACGCUACUAUUAACGGUUUUUCGUUCAAAUCCUAUGAUAGUGCUACUACUCACUUGAAAAGCGUUAUAUCACCGGAAUGUAUCGGCUAUUUAUACUUCGAAGAUAGUGAAGGACAAAUACACAUCUGUCAAUUGGACAAACAAAUCGGAAAUAGAGUGAUUUUGAGCUUUGGAAGACGGGUACUAGCAGAUGUCGAUUUAUUGAAUGUACCAGAUAGAGUAGAUUGGAGAUCUGAAAGUUGUGCAAUGACGACAGAAGCUCAAAUCGCAAUGGCUUCAAAGCUAAAAAAGAAUUUUCCAAGCUGA